Brassica oleracea var. oleracea is the source of this 1428-nucleotide messenger RNA. RefSeq lists its product as uncharacterized. NCBI's taxonomy places the organism in Eukaryota, Viridiplantae, Streptophyta, Magnoliopsida, Brassicales, Brassicaceae. Gene Ontology annotation, biological process: regulation of DNA-templated transcription. The record is from RefSeq and is a predicted model, not a curated record. Gene Ontology annotation, molecular function: sequence-specific DNA binding; DNA-binding transcription factor activity. Bases 1 to 1428 code for a protein of 475 amino acids. The transcript is spliced from 7 exons.
AUGUCGUGGAUGGGGAUGUCUCAGUUUUACGCAGGUGUAUAUGAGGUGGUGGAUGAUCCAUCACUGGAUUCAAUAAUCUCAUGGAGCAAAAGCAACAAGAGUUUCGUCAUUUGGGAUUCGAAAGAGCUAGUCUUUCGAGAUGCUUCCGCAACAAGUUGUCACAGUUUAUCAGCGAUCUUUGUUGAAUCCGAGUUUGAGAGUUCACGUCCCUCGGUCGUCGCGGAACAGGGUUGGGGAGAUGUUUUUCAGACGUGUUCUACGGUGAAGAGUGUGCCAUCACUGUUAAGAGGAUGCGAGGCUGAUUGUGCGACUUUCAUUAUCCCCAGAGCGGACCAACGCCCUUGGUCUGCUCGGAUUGGUUUCUACUGCGUUUAUGAGUCCCUUUUCGAGAAGGACUCGAAGCUUUGGUUUCCAAUCCCUCGCUUGAUUACUUCUUACUGUUCGCGGCGAGAUAUCGCUCUGACCAAGUUAAUGAUUGGGACCGCUAGGAUUGCAGUGGCACUAAUGGUGAUGGCAGCGGAAGCAGAUGUGUCGAUGUCCGUCCGCUUUUUCGAAGAGCUAACGCAGACUCAGCCCAAGCUGAAUGGCAUCUACGCAGUGCAGAUGCGAUCGGGUCUCCAUAUCUUAUCGGGUCAUCCAUCGCGAACCAAAUAUUGGCAGCGUUCUUACUUCUAUGUUAGGGCAGAUAAAAUUGCUUUCGAGGAACCUCCGGGCGAUAACUCUCAAUUUUUGUGGAGCCAUCUUGACCGUCCCAACACCGUCGUAUACCCGGAGGAUUUCUGGUACGAAGUUCAUAAGAUCAUGGCGUUGAGUGAGCAGCAGUGGAAGAGUUUCGACCGGAUAAGGAUUCCUAACCAGCAAAGACGAAUCGCCAAAGUUGACUGGGCGUCGAACAUUCCUUGUGAAGAAACGAAGGGAAAAAGAAUGCCGCUUCCACUCAUGGGCAAAAUUACGAGGGCAUACCCUAGUUACAGUGACAUUGGGUGCCGAGAGUUUCAGUUCCAUGACCGCCGUAAGAUCAGGUCGACUACGCCGCUGAGAAACAAACCUCCAAACAAGGCUAAGGUGCGCUCCGAAGAGGAAGAACCUGGGCCCGGGAUGAGCUGCAAGGAAGUUGACCACUCGAUCGAUAAGAUAGGGGGAGAAGGCGAGGAUGUUCGGGUAGAAAAUCCGAAGGGAUUGACUGGGAAGAAAAGGAAGAGGCGGCCGAAGGAUAUUGUCAGUCGUUCGGCCGACGAUAGCGAGGAGCUCGUCGUUUCUCUGCCAGCUGGUCGUCACGAUGGACCGCUUGUCAACGACCAAGCCACGUGUAGUAACUUGAUGCGUCAAAUCAGAGGAGGAACUAGAAGGAUGCCGGAGGUAACUGAGCUCGCGUUCCUGGAUAAUUUUUCUGAGUCUGCUCGCGCAGAUUCUACGGCCGUUGCUUGA